AUGAGUGAUGGAGGUGAAGAUGAAGGCCAGGAAUGGCUAUAUGAAUUAUUAUCUGAAGUACAACUUGAAAAAUUCUUUACCAAACUUCGAGAUGAUCUUCAGGUCACCAGGUUGACACAUUUUGAUUAUGUAAAAGUAGAGGAUUUAGAAAAGAUAGGAAUGGGCAAGCCAGCCAUUAGAAGAUUGUUAGAUGCUAUUAAAAAGAAGAAAGCUAUGAAAAAGAAAGGAUUGUUAGACAAGAUAUUACCAGGUUCUAAAUCUCUAGAUAAAACAUCUUCUAGAAAACUAUCAUCAACAUCAUCAUCAGUUUCACCUAGUUCUCCUAGAACUAAUGAUCCUAGUUUAACUUGCUUAAUAGAUCAGAAGUUUCUCUAUAUCUAUGGCAAGUUAGGUAAUGGUUCAUUUGGUGUUGUAAGGAGAGGAGAAUGGGUUACUCCAACACAGAAUAAGGUUAAUGUAGCUAUCAAGAUUCUAAAGAAUGAUGCAUUAGCUCAACCUGGUGCUUUUGAAGAUUUUGUUAAAGAAGUGAAUUCUAUGCAUACAUUAAAUCAUCCUAAUUUAAUCAAGUUAUUUGGAGUUGUUCUGUCAUCACCUUUAAUGAUGGUAACAGAACUAGCAGAACAUGGUGCAUUAUUAGGUAAAUUACGUGAAGAAGGUCCUAAGUUAUUAAUUUGUACCUUGUUAGAGUAUGCUAUACAGAUAGCUAAUGGUAUGGGUUUCCUGGAAUCUAAACGUUUUAUACAUCGUGAUCUAGCAUGUAGAAAUGUUUUAUUAUCAGCCAAUGAUAAGGUGAAAAUUGGAGAUUUUGGAUUAAUGAGAGCAUUACCAAGUCAAGUUGAUCAUUAUGUUAUGUCAGAACAGAAAAAAGUUCCUUUUGCUUGGUGUGCUCCAGAAAGUUUAAAAUCUCGACAAUUUUCUCAUGCUAGUGAUAUGUGGAUGUUUGGUGUCACAUUAUGGGAGAUGUUUACCUAUGGUCAGGAACCAUGGCUGGGUUUAAAUGGCUCACAGAUAUUACAGAAGAUAGAUGUAGAUAAUGAAAGGUUACCAGAACCAGCUUAUUGUCCUACAGGUUUAUAUCAGCUAAUAUUACAGUGCUGGGCACAUAAACCAGCUGAGAGACCUAGUUUUGUGGCUAUCAAAGAGUCUCUUUGUGAGGUACAACCACCAGAAGUAAAAAGUCUGCAGAAUUAUGAUGAAAAAGAUAAAUUAAAGAUAGAAGAAGGAGAUCAUAUUAUUAUUAUAUCUGGAAAAUCUGAAAAUUUCUUUUGGAAUGGGCAAAAUAAACGUACAACUGAAAUUGGUUUAUUUCCAAGACAAUUGGUGGAUCCCUUAAGAAAGAGAGCAAGUCAAGAUAUUAGUAAACCAUUAAAGAAUAGUUUUAUUCAUGCUGGUCAUGGAGAUGUAUUUGGUAAAACUUGGGGUGAUCCUGCUACAAUAGAUGAGUUAGUAUCAAAUAUAUCAUUUCACUUGUUAUAA
Messenger RNA from Lottia gigantea (owl limpet), 1476 nucleotides. RefSeq lists its product as hypothetical. Gene Ontology annotation, biological process: protein phosphorylation. Lineage: Eukaryota; Metazoa; Mollusca; Gastropoda; Lottiidae. The record is from RefSeq and is a predicted model, not a curated record. The transcript has 11 exons. The coding region runs from base 1 to 1476 and encodes 491 amino acids. Gene Ontology annotation, molecular function: ATP binding; protein tyrosine kinase activity; protein binding.